AUGCCCCACGCCCCGCGCGCUGGGUGUCUGAAGGACCCCGAGAUCUCAGAGCUCUUCUUUAAGGAGGAUCCCGAGAAGCUCUUCUCUGACCUGAGAGAGAUCGGCCAUGGCAGCUUCGGCGCCGUCUACUUUGCACGAGAUGUGCGCACCUCUGAGGUGGUGGCCAUCAAGAAAAUGUCCUAUGGCGGGAAGCAAUCCAACGAGAAAUGGCAGGACAUAAUUAAGGAAGUGAAGUUCUUACAGAGGCUAAAGCAUCCUAACAGUAUAGAGUAUAAAGGAUGCUACCUGCGUGAACACACGGCAUGGCUUGCAAUGGAGUACUGUUUGGGUUCUGCCUCAGAUCUCCUGGAGGUGCACAAAAAACCUCUGCAGGAGAUGGAAAUAGCGGCGAUUACUCACGGUGCUUUGCAGGGUCUGGCGUACCUUCAUUCGCACAACAUGAUUCACAGAGACAUCAAGGCUGGGAACAUCCUGCUGACAGAGCCAGGGCAGGUCAAACUGGCAGACUUUGGCUCGGCCUCCAUUGCCUCUCCGGCCAACUCUUUUGUGGGCACUCCAUAUUGGAUGGCCCCUGAAGUGAUUUUGGCCAUGGAUGAGGGUCAGUAUGAUGGGAAGGUGGACGUCUGGUCUCUGGGAAUCACUUGCAUUGAGUUAGCUGAGAGGAAGCCUCCACUGUUCAACAUGAAUGCAAUGAGUGCCUUAUACCACAUAGCACAGAAUGAGAGCCCAACACUGCAGUCCAGCGAAUGGACGGAUUACUUCAGAAAUUUUGUUGAUUCUUGCCUUCAGAAAUUGCCCCAGGACAGGCCUAACUCUGAGGAGCUGUUGAAGCACGCAUUUGUUCUUCGGGAGCGGCCGGAGACUGUUUUGAUGGACCUGAUUCUGCGGACCAAAGAUGCAGUGCGAGAGCUGGACAACCUGCAGUACCGUAAGAUGAAGAAGAUCCUGUUCCAGGAGGCGCACAACGGCCCUGCAGCAGAGGCAGCCGACGAGGAGGAGGAGUCGGAGCCCAGCGUGGGCCGUACGGGUACGGUGAACAGUGUGGGCAGUAACCAGUCCAUCCCCAGCAUGUCCAUCAGUGCCAGUUCCCAGAGCAGCUCCGUCAACAGCCUGCCCGACGCCGCUGCUGCCGAAGAUGACAGGAGCCAACUGGACGUAAUGGCGGGAGAUCACACGGUCAUAUCCCACGGCUCUGUCAUCCACCUCAAACCGGAAGAAGAGGGUAAUCAGGAGGACCCGGAGGCUCAGGGUCGACAGUCAGAGCCGCAGUCUCCCCCAGCACCGGCGCCCCGCCGUCAUUACCGCAACCGCGAGCACUUUGCCACUAUUCGCACAGCCUCACUGGUGACGCGUCAGAUCCAGGAGCAUGAACAGGACUCGGAGCUGAGAGAGCAGAUGUCUGGGUACAAGCGCAUGCGGAGGCAGCAUCAGAAGCAGCUGCUGGCCCUGGAGAAUAAACUAAAGGGAGAGAUGGACGAGCACCGGAUGAAGCUGGACAAGGAGCUGGAGAGUCAGAGGAACAGCUUUGCCUCCGAAAUGGAGAAACUCAUCAAGAAACACCAGGCCGCCCUGGAGAAAGAGAUAAAGGCUUUUGCCAGCGAUGAGAAGAAAUUCCAACAGCACAUUCAGAGCCAGCAGAAGAAGGAGCUCACCAGCUUCCUGGAGUCCCAGAAACGGGAUUAUAAACUCCGCAAGGAGAAACUCAAAGAGGAGCUGAGUGAAAACCAGUCGACGCCAAAGAAGGAGAAGCAGGAGUGGCUUUCAAAGCAGAAGGAGAACAUCCAGCAUGUCCAGGCGGAGGAGGAGGCCAACCUGCUCCGUCACCAGCGUCAGUACCUGGAGCUGGAGUGCCGCAGGUUCAAGCGGCGCAUUCUGCUUGCACGUCACAACGUGGAGCAAGACCAGGCACGGGAGGAACUGAAUAAGCGACAGACGCAGAAGGAUCUAGAACACGCCAUGCUGCUGCGACACCACGAGUCCAUGCAGGACCUGGAGUUCCGGCACCUGACCCAGAUCCAGAAGGUCCGGUCCGACCUGAUCCGCACACAGCACCAGACCGAACUCACCAACCAGCAGGAGUACAACAAACGCCGAGAGAGAGAGCUGCGUCGCAAGCACGCCAUGGAAGUCCGUCAGCAGCCCAAGAGCCUCAAGUCCAAAGAGCUGCAGAUCAAGAAACAGUUCCAGGACACGUGUAAGAUCCAGACGCGACAGUACAAGGCUCUGAGGAACCACUUGCUGGAAACCACGCCAAAGUCGGACCACAAGAGCAUGCUGAAGAGGCUAAAGGAGGAGCAGACCCGCAAGCUGGCCAUCCUGGCCGAGCAGUACGACCACUCCAUCAACGAGAUGCUCUCCACGCAGGCUUUGCGUUUGGAUGAAACUCAGGAGGCGGAGUGUCAGGUGCUGAGGAUGCAGCUGCAGCAGGAGCUGGAGCUACUGAACGCCUACCAGAGUAAGAUCAAGAUGCAGACAGAGGCCCAGCAGGAGCGUGAGAGGAAAGAGCUAGAACAGAGAGUGUCCCUGCGUAGAGCACUGCUCGAACAGAAGAUUGAGGAAGAGAUGAUGGCCCUGCAGAACGAGCGUUCAGAGCGGAUCCGGAGCCUGCUGGAGCGGCAGGCGCGAGAGAUAGAGGCCUUCGACUCGGAGAGCAUGCGUCUGGGCUUUAACAACAUGGUCUUGGCCGACAUCUCUCCCGAGGGCCUCAGCCACAGCUUCCCCGGGGCCCCGGCCAGCUGGGUCUCUCACCAGUCCCACUCCCUGCUCCAGGGCCCCCACUCCGGGGCCGGUCACUACUACCACUCCAGUCAGGGAGGGGCCCACGGCCCACCGGGCUACAGCCAAGGCGUCCCGGGAGGCGCGCCCACACAGUGGUGCAUCGCCUCCUCUGGGUCGCUGGGGCCGCGGGACAGCCCCCAAGCUUUGAGGAGGACCACCUCAGGGGGGCGUGGGGAGCAAGGAAUGAGCAGGAGCACCAGCAUCACCUCUCAGAUCUCCAACGGCUCACACCUGUCCUACACAUAA
This is a messenger RNA of Chanos chanos (milkfish), 3024 nucleotides long. RefSeq names its product TAO kinase 1a (gene taok1a). The transcript is spliced from 19 exons. Gene Ontology annotation, biological process: regulation of cytoskeleton organization; protein phosphorylation. Gene Ontology annotation, cellular component: cytoplasm. Lineage: Eukaryota; Metazoa; Chordata; Actinopteri; Gonorynchiformes; Chanidae. Bases 1 to 3024 code for a protein of 1007 amino acids. Gene Ontology annotation, molecular function: ATP binding; protein serine/threonine kinase activity. The record is from RefSeq and is a predicted model, not a curated record.